Miscanthus lutarioriparius is the source of this 819-nucleotide messenger RNA. NCBI's taxonomy places the organism in Eukaryota, Viridiplantae, Streptophyta, Magnoliopsida, Poales, Poaceae. The record is from the annotation of a GenBank genome assembly.
AUGGGGUCCCUCUCGCUCUCCCUGCUUCUGCUCGUGGCGGCCGCCGCCGUCUCCCUCCUGCUGGCCAGUUGCGCCGCCGCCGCCGGCGUGAGCUACAACACGAGCGAUGCCGCCGGCAUGCAGAUGCAGUGGGGCAACGCCAGGGCCACCUGGUACGGCCAGCCCAACGGUGCCGGGCCCUACGACAACGGCGGCGCUUGCGGGUUCAAGAACGUGAACCAGUACCCGUUCAUGGCCAUGACCUCGUGCGGCAACCAGCCGCUGUACCGCGGCGGCAAGGGCUGCGGCUCCUGCUACAAGAUCAGGUGCUCCACCUCCAAGCACGCCGCCUGCUCCGGCCGCACCGAAACCGUGGUGAUCACGGACAUGAACUACACCCCGGGCGUGGCGCCCUACCACUUCGACCUCAGCGGCACCGCCUUCGGCAAGCUGGCCAAGCCCGGCCGCAACGACGAGCUCCGCCGCGCCGGCAUCAUCGACAUCCAGUUCGCCAGGGUGCCCUGCGAGUUCCCGGGGCUCAAGGUCGGCUUCCACGUCGAGGAGGGCUCCAGCCAGGUCUACUUCGCCGUGCUGGUGGAGUACGAGAACGGCGACGGCGACGUGGUGCAGGUGGACCUCAUGGAGAAGGGCAGCCGGCGGUGGACGCCCAUGCGCGAGUCCUGGGGAUCCAUCUGGCGCCUCGACUCCAACCACCGCCUGCAGCCGCCCUUCUCCAUCCGCACCCGCAGCGACUCCGGCAAGACGCUGGUGGCACGCGACGUCAUCCCAGCCAACUGGAGGCCAAACACAUUCUACAGAUCAAUCGUCCAGUACUCGUGA